UGGGUACGCUCUGGGUAUCACCUUUUACCUCAAAUAAACAGUGUAUUUCUGCUGUUGUGGUUCUUUAACCAUCUGUCUGACUUUGUCGUUCACACAGGAGAGAGACGUGGCUAUCGUGGAUCCUCUGGGGAGGCUCAACAACAUGAUGCUGAUGAGGCAGAAAGGUCUCUCUCCAGAUCAGAACACCUUAAGAAAAACCAUCUGAGACCCACUGGGAAGAAAUCUCACUGCUGCUCUGACUGUGGGAUACGUUGCAAGUUUUCAUCAGAACUUAAAAUACACCAGCGAGUACACACAGGAGAGAAACCUUAUAGCUGUGAUCAAUGUGGGAGGAGUUUUACUCGGUCAAGCUACCUGAUAGUACAUCUGAGAAUACACACAGGAGAGAAACCUUACGACUGCUCUGACUGCGGAAAGACUUUUGUUAAUUUAAUAGAUUUCAAAUCACACCAGAGAACACACACAGGAGAGAAAUCACCAUAUAGUUGUUCUCAAUGUGGGAAGAGUUUUACUCGGUCAAGCUCCCUGAUAGUGCACCAGAGAACACACACAGGAGAGAAACCUUAUAGCUGUACUCAAUGUGGGAAGAGUUUUUAUGCAUCUUGCCAUCUGACGAGACACCAGAGAACACACACAGGAGAGAAACCUUACUACUGCUCUGACUGCGGAAAGACUUUUGUUAAUUUAAUAGAUUUAAAAUCACACCAGAGAACACACACAGGAGAGAAAUCACCAUAUAGUUGUACUCAAUGUGGGAAGAAUUUUACUCGGUCAAGCUCCCUGAUAGUGCACCAGAGAACACACACAGGAGAGAAACCUUAUAGCUGUACUCAAUGUGGGAAGAGUUUUGUUGUAUCUUGCCAUCUGACGAGACACCAGAGAACACACACAGGAGAGAAACUUUUUAGCAGGAGAUAAAUGAUAUAGCUGUGAUCAUGUGACAAGAGAUACUUUGAUAAAAGAUCUCUGAUCAAACAUCAGAAAAUACAUACAUGAGUUGUUUCAUGAUAUCAAUGAAAUAAUGUCACAAUGUAGAAUGUUUUAACAUUGUAGAAGGAGUAUUUUAAUUAAUAAUGUCACAAUGUAGAACCCUAAACAUUUCCCCCUGUUCAAUUUAUUUCAGCGUGAUAUGGAUAUUAGCCUCUGGGAAAAAUCCAGGCUAUGAAUUGAAAGAGUAUUUAUGUGAUUCAACAAAAAGUAAAAAAA
Molecule: messenger RNA, 1206 nt
Organism: Coregonus clupeaformis (lake whitefish)
Lineage: Eukaryota; Metazoa; Chordata; Actinopteri; Salmoniformes; Salmonidae
Product: gastrula zinc finger protein XlCGF17.1-like
Exons: 1
Biological process (GO): regulation of DNA-templated transcription
Molecular function (GO): RNA polymerase II cis-regulatory region sequence-specific DNA binding; DNA-binding transcription factor activity, RNA polymerase II-specific
Source: RefSeq, a predicted model, not a curated record